This is a messenger RNA of Austrofundulus limnaeus, 1546 nucleotides long. RefSeq names its product N-acylneuraminate cytidylyltransferase. Gene Ontology annotation, molecular function: N-acylneuraminate cytidylyltransferase activity. The record is from RefSeq and is a predicted model, not a curated record. Lineage: Eukaryota; Metazoa; Chordata; Actinopteri; Cyprinodontiformes; Rivulidae.
CUGUCGAUACUAAAGCUCGCUGCUCGCUCGGAGAUGAUCCAACAUGAGCCCACGGGUCACGGAGACUUAAGUUUACAGCGCUGCUCCACGAAGAGUCUCGGAUGGACACGAGGAAACGACAGUCCCAAAACGACGGCGGUCUGCAGGACGGAACCAGCCCCAACAAGGUGCCCCGGCCCGUCAAAAAACAACAUGUAGCUGCUGUGAUUCUGGCCCGCGGAGGCAGCAAGGGAAUCCCGCUGAAAAACAUCAAACCGCUGGCUGGAAUCCCCCUGCUCGGGUGGGUUCUGAGAGCUGCUGCCGACUCCGAGAUGUUCGACAGUAUUUGGGUGUCGACUGACCACGACGACAUCGAAAAAGUGGCGAAAUCCUGGGGCGCCCAAGUCCACCGUAGAAGUCGCAAAGUCUCCAGGGACUCCUCGACCUCCCUGGAAACCAUUAAGGAGUUUCUCGAGGACAACGAAGACGUGGACGUGAUCUGUAACAUCCAGGCCACGUCUCCGUGUCUCCACCCGUCUCACCUCAAGCAGGCCCUGAAGAAGGUCCUGGAGGGCCCCUUCGACUCCGUCUUCUCGGUGGUCCGGAGGCACCAGUUCCGUUGGACGGAGGUGAAGGAGGGAAGCGAUGAAUGCACUCACCCGGAGAAUCUGGACCCCGCCAAGCGUCCGCGGCGUCAGGACUGGGACGGUGAGCUCUACGAGAACGGCUCGUUCUAUAUCUGCAAGAGAGAGCUGGUCCUGGAGGAGGGGCGCCUGCAGGGCGGGAAAGUGACCUACUUUGAGAUGGAGCCGCAGCACAGCGUGGACAUCGACGUGGACAUCGACUGGCCCGUGGCGGAGCAGAGGGUCCUCAGGUACGGUUACUUCGGCCGGGGCGUGUCCCUGAUGUUCCUGAAGGUUUCUGGAUGUUUAACGGAUGGAAAAGUCCUUCUGUCUGCAUCCAGAGAGGACAGCGUGUCCGUCCACACCAGAGACACGGCAGGAAUCAGGAUGCUGCAGAAAGACGACGUGGAGGUGGUGCUGCUGGUCUCCAGGGACGACCGGGUCCUGGCGUCGAUGACUGAGAAGCUGAAGAAUCUAACGGGCUGCGAGGUCAUGAUGGUGGCAGACGAACCGUUCAGCGAUAUUCAGCCGGUCGUGGAGAAGAAGAAGCUGGACUGGAAGGACGUGGCCUACAUGGCUGGCGGGUCUGAGCGGCGUGCCCGCGGACGCUCCGGCAGAGGCGGUCAACGCGGCCAAGUACACCUGCCGCCUGGGCGGGGGGACGGGUGCCCUGAGGGAGUUCGCUGAGCACGUCCUCCUGCAGAAGGAGACGGCCAAGUCCCAGAUGAAGCAGGACCGGAUCUACCGCAUCAACUUCUGACGGAGAGCCGAGUCCAGGCGGAGAGAUGGAGAAACGAGCUGCGUUUAUUUAAACACAGCUCGUUUAUUUAAUUAAAAAUGAUUCAAACGUUACAGAGGCAUCUUGAAUCAGGUCGACUCGAACCUUCGUUCUGUUUCCUUAAAGUUUGUGCUCAAAAUAACGUGUUGAAAUAUAAUUCGGCUAA